Messenger RNA from Eremomyces bilateralis CBS 781.70, 1944 nucleotides. Its product is annotated as alpha/beta-hydrolase. The record is from RefSeq and is a predicted model, not a curated record. Gene Ontology annotation, molecular function: hydrolase activity. NCBI's taxonomy places the organism in Eukaryota, Fungi, Ascomycota, Dothideomycetes, Eremomycetales, Eremomycetaceae. The transcript has 3 exons. Bases 1 to 1944 code for a protein of 647 amino acids.
AUGGUCCUCAACACGCUCACCGUCACCGCGGCUAUAACCCCGACAAUUGCAUCAACAUACGUAAAUCACUAUGCACGCCGCAGAUCGCUCAAGAGGAAGCCGACUAUCCAUAUUUCCUACCAUCUAGGGUUGGAAUUAGUCCGUCGAUUCAUCACUUACUCGUCUAAACAUACGGUUGAGGAAAUUCAAUCCUUCACUGCCCAGUGGGUUCCAGUUCCACGAUGGGUACGCUCAGAAGAGGUGGAGAUAUCCGAGACGUUGCUUUCCGAAUCCGCCGAGUUGCUGCAACGUCAACUCGGACCCAAAGGGAUCCAACUUGUGGGCGGUGCACACUGGUGGCAAUGGCGUAGGCCCAAAACCCAAUUCAAGGCCGAAUGGAUUGAGAUGCGGAAUGAUUACAAUGAACGAAAAGCAUCCGGGGUGGCUCUAAGCCGCAUCAUCCUCUACGUUCACGGCGGCGCCUACUAUUUCGGAAGCGUGGAUGAGCACCGCUAUCAGAUGCAACGGCAUGCUCGUAAAUUGAAUGCGCGUCUUCUGGCUCCUCGGUAUCGACUCGCUCCGCAAUUCCCAUUCCCUUGUGGUCUACAAGACUGCAUUGCUGCUUAUUUGUACUUGCUUGAGUCUCACAAGCCCGAGCAUAUCAUACUGGCUGGGGACAGCGCAGGAGGAGGAUUGACCCUUGGUGCUCUUGUCACUUUGCGGGACCAGGGUAUUCCGUUGCCCGCAGGAGCGAUACUGCUAAGUCCGUGGACAGACUUGACAUGUUCGUUCCCUAGCAUGGUAUGCGACAAUCAGAUGGACUACAUCCCGACCUCUGGCUUUGUCCACAAGCCCAGCUUAGCGUGGCCGCCUCUGAACUACGAGGAUUUCGGGAAACUUCUGGCUUCUUCCAAGACCACGCCACCGGAAGGCUACAUGACUCCAGAGGCAGCAAAGAUCACGCUCGACGGUCAUCUCACUGAUUUGCUCGAGCAAGUGCAGUUGUAUGCACCAAAUCAUCUUCUCCUGCAUCCGCUGGUCAGUCCCAUCUUCCAACCAACACUCGGCGGUCUACCCCCUCUCCUCAUCCAAACAGGUGGAGGCGAACUGUUACGUGAUGAGCAAAUAUACCUGGCGCACAAGGCAGCAAACCCCUCAGCAUUCAAGUUAUCCAUUAAGCAUCAAGACAGGCAAGGAGUUACGGAAACGAUCGACGGCCUAGUGGCAAAAUAUCCCCCCACCAACGUCCAUUUGCAAGUCUGGGAUGACCUGUGUCAUGUCGGUCAUACUCUAUCUUGGACGCAGCCUGCUAAGUAUAUGUACCGAAGUGUUGCGCAAUUCGGAGCUUGGGCACUCGCGCGAGCACAACACCGGGCGAUCGAUAUCAUCGUCGACGACUGUAUUAGCGAGGCUGAAUCCUCCACCGAGUCCGAAGAUUCGAAGCAAUCCAAGCCACCCACACUGCCCCCUAUCGCACCUCUCAACGUGGGGCCUGCCAAUUCAGUUGGCAAAGCCGGCGAUCCUUUACCGGCCUUUGAGUCCUACAUGAUCCGCCAACGGGUCGACCGCCACGGCAAUAUCUACCCUCUUCCGCCCGCCGACCAACUCAGUGCCUUCACCCUGGACCCAGAUGAAAUCGGCGUCUUCAAGGAAGGACCCCUGAGGAACUGGUUCGUUUCCAAGGAGAAGGCCGACAAGAAGUUUCGCCACGAGGCGGCAAGAUGGAGAGACCGGCGUUUCAGUGUCGGCUGGGAGGGGUUCCAUGGUCCGGAGGGCAUAGAAGUUCCGCCGCCCACUGCGCUUGCAGGCAGGCAAAGUGACUUGGUAGAAGAAGGAAGUUGGCUACGGAGGCAAGCGAGAAAGAGCUUGGGGAUGACGGUGUGGGCUAGCUGGGCCGGGAAGCAUGAUAAGGCUCGGGUAUGUGACGUUCUUUACUCGAACCACGCUAUACCCAACCGGCGCUGA